AUGAAUGUUGUUAAGAUAAAUGGCGUGAAGGUUUACAAUCUAACAGCGAAUCGUUCCCUUCCAGAAUGGGCCUCGAAGUCUGAGAAGCGUAAAAGGAAGUCAGAUAUGGAAUUGAGUCGGCGCAUUGAACUUAUUCAGGAAUUAGAAAUGCCCGAUUCAACCACUUAUUUAACUUGCUCACCAGAUGGUCAGUACUUGUUCGCUCUAGGACGUUAUAAACCUAGAGUCAAAUGUUACGAACUGUCAAAUCUUUCAAUGAAGUUUGAUCGAUGUCUUGACUGUAUGCCAUAUAAAAUGGUGUGCCUUAGUGACAACUACUCCAAAUUUGCCUUACUGGAGGAAGAAAGAUGGGUUGAAAUUCAUGCUGCUGGGGGACACCACUUCAAGUUUAGAGUUCCGAAACAAGGUGUGGAUUUGGAUUAUUGUCCUUACACGUGUGAUCUUUUUGUUGCCUCAUCUCGCAACCAUAUAUACCGAAUGGAUUUGUCCGAAGGUCGUUUCAAAACAUCUCUAGUCUCCCAACGUUUAGAAAACUCUAGUCAUGGAUUAACGGUAUGUAGCUUUGAGAGAAAUUACGGUUUGUUACUUGGUGCGUCGACAAUAGGGUGUGUUGAUGGUUGGGAUACUAGAACUUCUGAGCAUGUAUUUGGUCUGAACGUAUGUGAAUACGCGCCUACACCAGAAGAUAUCCAGAAUAAAUGGCGAUCAACUGCUGUAACUUGCCUGUCAUUUAAAGACUCGCUCAACGUCGCAAUAGGCACGGGAGACGGGAUGGUAUACAUAUACGACCUUCGUCAAAAUCGUAAGCCAUGGCACGUCCGGGACACAGAAUACAGGGAGCCUAUAAAAUCCAUUCAUUUUCAUGAUGACAAAGUGUUAGCAGCCCUGCGCUACUGCUGUAAAAUAUGGUCAGUGGAUACUGGCAAGAUAUUUGUUGGUUUCAAUAUUGGUCCUUCAGAUUGUAAUUCUAUGUAUCACUUUCCUAACAGUGGAUUACUCAUGUUUGCAUCAGAGUCUCCCAAGAUUUCUACCUACUUUAUCCCACUGCUUGGAGAGGCACCUUUCUGGUGCAGUUAUUUAGACAGUCUUGUGGUCGAAUGCGAACCAGAUGUUACAACUAUGUAUGACGGUUAUAAAUUCAUCACUCGUCAACAGUUAGCAGAUUUGGGAAUGUCAGAGCUCAUUGGAACUCAAUUUUUGAGAGCUUACAUGCAUGGAUAUUUCAUUUCUGCAAAUCUGUACAACAAAAUACAAGAUCAUCUGGGGAUUAAUCAGAAACCCCUUACCCAAACAGUCAAGCUUAACUAUCCUGACAACGUACCUAAAGCUUCAUCGCGUUCUGAAAAUAUAAUUGCAGAGUUUAACGAAGCCUCAGCCGACCAGCGCUUUUCCAAACUCUCAGAUAAUCCUAAGCUUACAUACAGUACUGUAGAUGGCGAUUCAGAUCUCAUACAAAUUCAUCAAGCAAGAUUGGAAAAGAAGCGCAGGCGUAAAGAACUGCGGAAAGAACGAGCUGCUCGAACACAGGCUUUGGUUAAUAAAGCCUCUGAUGUGCAUGUAUAA
This is a messenger RNA of Schistosoma intercalatum, 1563 nucleotides long. The record is from the annotation of a GenBank genome assembly. Lineage: Eukaryota; Metazoa; Platyhelminthes; Trematoda; Strigeidida; Schistosomatidae.